This is a messenger RNA of Cyclopterus lumpus (lumpfish), 2085 nucleotides long. It is a transcript of the gene cnot11, whose product is annotated as CCR4-NOT transcription complex, subunit 11. Gene Ontology annotation, cellular component: CCR4-NOT complex. Gene Ontology annotation, biological process: mRNA catabolic process; negative regulation of translation. The record is from RefSeq and is a predicted model, not a curated record. The transcript has 7 exons. NCBI's taxonomy places the organism in Eukaryota, Metazoa, Chordata, Actinopteri, Perciformes, Cyclopteridae. Bases 406 to 1743 code for a protein of 445 amino acids.
AGGGUCAAAUCAGAAUUUAAACGGCUAAGCAGCAGAGCCGUGUUUAACAGAUCUCCUCACGCUUCGGCAGACCGGAAUACUCUCCCCUAGGUCGGUGUUUCCUGGUGUUGUGUGGACUGGUAUGUAGCUACCGAACCGAUCGGUGCUGGGUUUUAUUUUUUACCAGACGUACUCUUCAGUUUGGACCAUGACUCUACCGGUUUUCGCCAGUUAGCGUCGCUAAGCUAAGCUAACUCGUUGCUCAGCGUGCGAUGACUUUCGGUGCGUUUUGUUUUUCCGGCCACAAACAUGGAGUGACUGCUCGCAGGUGAUGACAGAUCGACCGUAUUGACCAGCGAUAUACAGAAGUUUAUACGACGCCGAUCUCCAGACGAGCUUUGCUUACGUCACCGAGGCGAGGAGACCAUGACCCUCGCCCCGAAGGAGCUGUCCAACCUGCUGAGCAUCAUAUCGGAGGAGGCAUGCACCAACACCUUCGAGAGCCUCUCCACCCAUUUCCACCACUACUUCGGGAAGGCGGAGCACUUCAGGGUGGGCUCGGUGCUGGUCAUGCUCCUGCAGCAGCCGGACCUGCUGCCCAGCUCCCCGCAGCGGCUCACCGCCCUCUACCUGCUGUGGGAGAUGUACCGCACCGAGCCGCUGGCCGCCAACCCGUUCGCCGCCGUGUUUGCACACCUGCUGAACCCCUCACCUGCCGGGGAGGAGCAGGAGAAGGUGCUCUCCGGCUUCCUGCCUCCCAUCACCCAGCCAGAGAAGUUCUUCCUGUCUCAGCUGAUGUUGGCACCGCCCAGGGAUCUCUUCAAAAAGACGCCCAGACAGGUGUCCUGCAUGGACGUCGGCAACAUGCCCCAGUCCAUAGACAUCAGUGGGCUGCAGCUAGCGUUGGCAGAGCGUCAGUCAGAGCUGCCCACUCAGAGUAAAGCCAGCUUCCCCAGCAUCCUGAACGACCCCGACCCAGAUUCAUCUAACUCAGGAUUCGACAGCUCCGUGGCCAAUCAGAUCAUCGAGUCCCUGGUCACAGGGCCCCGUCCUCCACUGGAGAGUCACUUUCGCCCCGAGUUCAUCCGGCCGCCACCGCCUCUGCACGUGUGCGAGGACGAGCUGGCGUGGCUGAACCCCACCGAGCCGGACCACAGCGUCCAAUGGGAUCGCUCCAUGUGUGUGAAGAACAGCACUGGCGUGGAGAUCAAACGCAUCAUGUCCAAGGCCUUUAAGAGCCCGCUGUCGGCCCAGCAGCAGUCACAGCUGCUGGCCGAGUUGGAGAAGGACCUAAAGUUAGUUUAUCACAUCGGCCUGUCCCCGGCAAAGCUCCCCGACCUAGUGGAGAACAACCCACUGGUGGCCAUCGAGAUGCUGCUGAAGCUGAUGCAGAGCAGCCAGAUCACAGAGUAUUUCUCCGUGCUGGUUAACAUGGACAUGUCGCUGCACUCCAUGGAGGUCGUCAACAGGUUGACCACAGCUGUGGACUUGCCUCCAGAGUUCAUCCACCUCUACAUCUCCAACUGCAUCUCCACCUGUGAGCAAAUCAAAGACAAGUACAUGCAGAACCGCCUGGUCCGCUUGGUCUGCGUCUUCCUCCAGUCGCUGAUCCGAAACAAGAUCAUCAACGUCCAGGACCUCUUCAUCGAGGUUCAGGCCUUUUGCAUUGAGUUCAGCCGCAUCCGAGAGGCCGCCGGCCUGUUCCGCCUCCUCAAGACCCUGGACACCGGAGAAAGCCCUGCUGAGGCCAAACCUGCCAAAUAACCAACCUCAGAGACACUGCACGGACAGUAGAAGUGGCCCGAUUUACUAAAAUAGUGCCACGUAUAUCAAAGGGACAUCCUUCAUGUCUUUGUACGUCACAGGAGCAGAAACUAAUGCAGCCGGCUUAAUAUUGUAAAUAUGUAGUGACGUUUUCUUCAGACUUUAAAAUCCAGUUAUGCCUCUGAACUUUGUCAGCAUUUUCCCCUUUCUCUUUUCCAGAAGUUUAAAAAGAACAAGGAUCAACUCUGUUCACCAUUUCAUUUUUUUUACCAGGGCUCUCUUUCCUUUGGAAAUCUUGCGAUUUCUUUUUCCCCCUCAAAUUAAACGGAAUGUUUAAUUCAA